Molecule: messenger RNA, 2165 nt
Organism: Daucus carota subsp. sativus
Lineage: Eukaryota; Viridiplantae; Streptophyta; Magnoliopsida; Apiales; Apiaceae
Product: protein NUCLEAR FUSION DEFECTIVE 4
Exons: 3
Coding region: 154-1845 (563 amino acids)
Cellular component (GO): membrane
Source: RefSeq, a predicted model, not a curated record
ACAGGACCCCCUCAGUUCUGACCGAACCAUAAAUCUUCAUCUACCCAUAACAACAACUUAAACUCCAACAAUCUUGGAAAAAAGAUCAUUCUCCACAGAAUACUAAUAUAAAAAAGGAAGUGAAAUCAUCUUAAAAGUGCUCAACAGACAGAAAUGGGAGUUCUAAAAGUGGGAAGUAGACCACCAUGGGUUGGUCUUGGCGCUGCAGUUUGGGUCCAGAUUGCUGCUGGAAGCGCUUAUACGUUUCCUUUGUAUUCUCAUUCACUUAAAUCAGUACUUGGGUUCAGUCAACAACAACUUACUAUGCUUGGAGUAGCUAAUGAUAUUGGUGAAAAUGUGGGCAUUCUUCCAGGCAUUGCCUGUAACAAGUUUCCAUCAUGGGCUGUUUUGCUGGUGGGUGUUUUCGCUUCUUUCUGCGGCUAUGGUGUUCUCUGGCUUGCUGUUAGCAGGACUCUUGUCUCAGUGCCUUAUUGGGUUUUGUGGAUUGCACUUUGUGUCGCCACUAAUAGCAGCGCGUGGUUUGGUACAGCGGUGCUUGUUACAAACAUGAGGAAUUUCCCUCUGAGUAGGGGCACAGUUGCUGGACUUCUUAAAGGUUAUAUUGGGCUAAGUGCUGCGGUAUUCACAGAGGUGUACAGUAUGCUUCUUAAUGAGUCAGCUUCGGAUCUGUUGUUGUUUAUGACCCUGGGCAUUCCCAUUACAUGUCUAGCAAUGAUGUACUUUAUUCGGGCAUGUACUCCUGCUUCAGAAGAGGACUCAUCUGAGCAUACUCACUUUCUUUUCACUCAAGCAGCGAGUGUCACACUUGCUGUCUAUCUUCUUACAACUACGAUACUGAAAGAUUUAUUAUAUUUAAGCAACUCCGUGUCCUACAUUUUAGUUGGCAUCAUGGUUAUCCUUCUCAUGUCUCCUCUUGCUAUCCCCAUCAAAAUGACCAUAUUUCCUGCAAACAAUAAGAAGCCUAUUCACAAGUCUAGUUCUAUAGACAACUUGGCUGAAGGAGACAGAGAUACGACCUUAGCAGAUCCGUUGUUGACACCAUCUUCAUCAGCAGCCAAUCUUGGAAGCUACUAUGAGAAUGAAGAUAUAUCAGAAGUUGAUAUGCUUCUGGCUGUGGGGGAGGGAGCCAUAAAGAAGAAAAGAAAGCCUAGGAGAGGAGAAGAUUUUAGAUUUCAUGAAGCCGUUGUCAAGGCUGAUUUCUGGCUUUUAUGGGUAGUAUACUUCCUUGGUGUUGGUUCUGGAGUAACUGUCCUAAACAAUUUGGCACAGAUUGGUGUUUCACUAGGUGUUAAUGAUACAACAAUAUUGUUGAGUCUCUUCAGCUUUUUCAAUUUUCUGGGCCGUCUUGGAGCAGGUGUUAUUUCAGAAUUCUUUGUAAGAUCAAAAGCAAUCCCUAGAACAGUUUGGAUGACAAUCACACAAGUGAUAAUGGUUGUAACAUACCUGUUAUAUGCCUCGGCUAUAAGUGGCACCUUAUAUGUUGCCACAGCAUUUCUUGGGAUAUGCUAUGGUGUUCAGUUUGGUAUAAUGAUCCCAACAUCCUCAGAGCUUUUUGGCUUAAGGAAUUUUGGUAUAAUAUUCAACUUUAUGCAGUUGGGGAAUCCCAUUGGUGCACUUCUCUUUUCUGGUUUGCUUGCUGGGUAUGUAUACGACUCAGAGGCAGCAAAACAGCAAGGUUCUUCUUGCUUGGGUCCCGACUGCUUCAGGCUCACAUUCUUGUUCCUGGCUGGAGCCUGUGGUCUUGGUACUGUAUUGAGUAUAAUUCUGACAGUCAGAAUCAGGCCGGUCUACCAAAUGCUUUAUGCUAGUGGUUCUUUUCGUCUGCCACAUGGUGCUGGUCACUAACAUAUGAAGAUAUGUAGAUGCCUGCAAUCUAAUUAUGGACUCAUUUCAUGGAGUAGAGUAAAAAAUAAUGUAUGCAACCCUCAUUUAUUAGGCUAAGAUCUGAGACUUCAUCCUCGUUUGGGGACUAGCAUAUCAUGGACUCGACAUAUUCAAGAAAUUGUUGAAACAUAUGUAUAUGCAUUAAGAAGAUUAUUAAUGUUAUGCAUAGUGUUCUUCUGAGAGGGAUGUUCUGGUCUGCCUCGCGAUAUCAAAGAUUCGCCUUGUGACACUCUUCCUCUCAGAACACACAUGCACCCUCUUCUAAGGUUAUUACCGUGUUG